Hyposmocoma kahamanoa is the source of this 2250-nucleotide messenger RNA. It is a transcript of the gene chm, whose product is annotated as histone acetyltransferase KAT7-like. NCBI's taxonomy places the organism in Eukaryota, Metazoa, Arthropoda, Insecta, Lepidoptera, Cosmopterigidae. Gene Ontology annotation, biological process: regulation of DNA-templated transcription. Gene Ontology annotation, molecular function: histone acetyltransferase activity; zinc ion binding. The transcript is spliced from 10 exons. The record is from RefSeq and is a predicted model, not a curated record. The coding region runs from base 1 to 2250 and encodes 749 amino acids. Gene Ontology annotation, cellular component: nucleus.
AUGACGAAUCUCGAUGUUAUAAACACUAGCACUGACACUAGCUCAGGAUCGUCAUCGGACACUAGCAGCAGCGGCAGCUCCACUACAAGUUCGGGGUCUGGUUCCAGCAGCUCUGAUUCCGAUUCAUCGGCGUCUGAUCCCGCUGCGCUUGCUGCCAUCCCUAUCCCAAAGUCCCCCACCAAACCUACUGAGGAACCAAAAAAAAAAGAGGAGCCAAAACCUAGGAGGUCAUCAACUAAACUUAAACCAUCGUCAUCAAGUGAUGAUGAUAUCCCUAAAGUUGCUAGCCCUAAACCCUUACCUCCAAGAAGAAGAUGCUCGGCUAAACCUAAGAAUGCGGCAAGUGUGCUUGCUAAAGGCAAGUCCGUUUCGCGGUCAGCAUUUGGUGCCAAAACACCGAAACCGGUUGCUAAAACUUCAUCUAAACCAGCUGCUAAGUCUGAGAAUGCAUUGAAAAAGAAGAGUAUAUUCUCACCAGAUAAUAGUUCAGAAUCAGAGUCUGAUAGUAAAUCUUCUAAGAAUAGUCCUAAGACAUCACCUCGUCCAAAAAGGGGUUCAAGGAAAUCAAGUGAUGAUAAGGAUACUUCACCGUCAACUGUUACACCAACUGAAAAUGACGAUUCAAAUUCUAAAGACAAUAAUGUGAAGAGAAGAAGUGGCAGUCGUGCUUCAGGGCCUCCCCCAAAGAAGGCAGUGGACGAUAAAAGUGCUUCAUCUUGUACUUCUAGCCAAUCAUCGGUAGAGUCAGUAUCUUCAGACAGUGAUAGUGAACCUACUCCUAAGAAGGAACCUCUAAAAACUGGAAAGACUAAGCCACCUUCUGGGUCAUCAUCCACUACUACUAAGGAAACAACAGGCAAAAGCGGAGAUUCGGGCGAUUCAGGGACAAUGCCUCGCAAGUUGACUCGAUCUUUAUCGGCGCGCGUGUCGCGACUUGCCACAAUCUCGCGUCCCACAAAUACUGAUACAGACUCCGAUGCCGAUGAUAAAACUGAUAAAAGAUCGUCAUCUACCAGUGUGUCGAGUAAAGACACCAAGAAGAGUAUAAAGGCGCGGGCGUUACCCUGUUCACCGAUUGAACUUACUCCACCUGAACCAUCAGAGAGACGAUGCCCAGUAAGAGGCUGCGACUCUAGUGGACACCUUGGUGGUAAAGCCGAGCGUCACUUCACCUGGGAUGCAUGUCCUUUGUACCAUAACGUGACACCGGCAUGGUGCGUGGCCGCGGGCGAGGAGCGUGCAGCCGCCGCAACAGCUAGGCGCAAGGCCCUUCUGGCCAUGCAGCAGCGGCCGAGGGCCAUGCCUACCAUUGAACAGAGGGCUUAUCAACUUAAAGUUAAGAUAUACCGAAAAGAUAAACUAAGCGUGUGGCAAGUGGACGGCCGUAAGCAUAAGCAAUACUGCCAGCAGCUCUGUUUGCUGGCCAAGUUCUUCCUUGACCACAAGACUCUGUACUACGAUGUGGAGCCAUUCCUCUUCUACGUCAUGACCAACGCUGAUGACGAAGGCUGCCAUAUUGUUGGCUAUUUUAGUAAGGAAAAGAACUCGUUCCUGAAUUAUAACGUGUCUUGCAUCCUAACGCUGCCGCCGUACCAGAGACAGGGCUACGGUAGACUGCUUAUUGAUUUCAGUUACCUGCUAACGAAAGUGGAGGGCAAAGUGGGUUCUCCGGAGACGCCUUUGUCGGAUCUUGGGCUGAUCUCAUACCGUUCGUAUUGGAAAGAGGCUUUGUUGAAACGGCUGUGCUCAGCGCCCGGGCCCGCACUUUGCAUCCGCGACUUAAGCAAGGACCUCGCCAUCGCCUCAUCGGAUAUCGUAUCCACACUGCAGGAACGGGGGCUCAUGAAGUACUGGAAGGGCAAGCACAUUGUGCUCAAGAAGCAGGACGUGCUCGAGGACGUGUCGCGGCGGGCGGAGCGCGCGCGCUGCGUGGACGCGCAGUGCCUGCGCUGGGCGCCGCCCGCGCCCGUGAUGACUGACGUCGCGGAGGUGGUAGCGGCGGCGGGGGCGCCAGAUCCGUGCGGAGGCUUCCGCAGGCCUCGCGGCGGAGCGGCGCGCGGCGCUGGCGGGCCGGGCGGGGUCAGCGACCGCCCCCCCGCGCGGCGGCGGGCGCGCCAAUGUCAGGGCCGGUGCAGCCGCGGUCAGCUGACGUCUGGCGGCGCGCGGGGGACGCGAACCAGCCCCGAGGUGCAGUCGACUCCCGAUCCUAUACGGAGACGCACGCCUCUUAGGCGCGCCCCGCGCUAUUAA